GAGUUCCUCCAGGCCCGCCUUGGUUUCUUUGUGUUCAGCAGCAGAAGCAGCGGCGGUGUGAUGAUAGUCGACGGCUCGGAGCUCAGUUGUUAACAUUAAUUUCCUUCACACAGCGGUCUAUCUGACUCUUCGUCUCGCUCCUCGUCACUGAGCGCUACCGCAAUGUCGCUGAGAUCCGGCCCGGAGGCGGGUUUCUCCAGCGAGGAGCUGCUGACCCUGCGCUUUCCGCUGCACCGUGCCUGCCGCGACGGGGACUUGCCCGCUUUGUGCGCUCUGCUUCAGGCCGCGCCCCGAGAAAACCUGACUGCCGAGGACUCUUUCUACGGGUGGACGCCCAUCCACUGGGCCGCGCAUUUCGGAAAGCUGGACUGCUUAAUGCAAUUAGUGAGAGCAGGAGCUACUGUUAAUGCCUGUACAACACGUUUUGCCCAAACACCAGCCCAUAUUGCUGCGUUUGGAGGACAUCCUCAGUGCCUCAUCUGGUUAAUUCAAUCAGGAGCCAACAUAAACAAACAGGAUUAUGUUGGUGAAACCCCUAUUCACAAAGCAGCCCGGUCUGGUACUAUGGAGUCUAUAAGUGCCCUUGUGGCUCAUGGAGCUCAAAUAGACUUGAGAAAUGCCAGUGGCCUGACAGCAGCAGAUCUUGCAUAUACCCAGGGCUUCAAGGAAUGUGCUCAGUUGCUCUUGAACCUCCAGAACUGUCCACUGAACCAUUUCUAUUGCAAAGGCACUUUAAAUGGGGUCCAUCAGAAUACAAGCCCCAGUCUCCUCGGUAGAGGCAUAAGUCGAAAACGAUCCUUUGAAGAUAUGGACAGUGUCGGAAUGAAGAAAGCUAGAACUGAAGGUCAAAGUUUUGGUGGAUUAAUGUCCAUGACAAAUGGAGGAACUGAAGAUGACGUGGAUAAUAUGCAUGUUGAUAGAGAGUUUCCUGUUAUAUCAGAUAUGAAUUGCAGUAACUCCAUAUUGAAUGCAUUGACAAAUGGACAUAUCGUCAAUGGACAUGUGGACUUCACUUCCUCACCUCAGCUCAAUGGAAUGAGUGCCAGGCAUGAAGAAUGCCUAACAUUGAUAGUACCUAAUGCACUAGCUUCUGCUAACAAACAUACAGUCAAUGUUGGUGUUGAGGAACCACAAAUGGUUAUAAACACUGCUUCUGAUAUGUGCGGUUCUUUGCAUCUGAAUGGAAGCCCAAGUAGCCUUGUGUCAAACAGGCCGUCAUGGGUGGAUGAUCUUGGAGAUACAUUGCACUAUGGACAUUACCAUGGUUUUGGGGAUACUGCUGAAAGUAUUCCUGAACUUAACAGUGUUGUUGAGCAUUCCAAUUCUGUUAAAGUUGCACAGAAAUAUGAUGAUACUGUCUUGGGUACAAUGUAUCUUUAUCAUGGUUCCUAAGUUGCCAGCACCACAUUUUGUGGAUGUUAAACAUGUUUUGGAAAAAAAUACUACUAAACAAUGUAAUUUGGGGGGGGGGGAGGUAUCAUCUGAAGGAUGCAGCAAGUAACAGUUUUUACACUUCAUAGCCUUAUGCUUCUAGUUUUGCAUGCACAGGAUGCAUUAGUUAUAUGAAUAGGUGCUUUUUCAAUAGAAUGUUUGGUCUUUUUUAUGACAAGUUCUAGUUUUGUACUUUUUUAUUUCUAAGGUAUAAAUGCUACUUUAGAAAUUUUCUUUUCACUUUUAAAACUAAACAUUGAGGGAAGAAGUUCAUUUUUGAUAUUAGCAAAGUACAAAUUCUCUGCUUUAAGAUACUCUGUUAAGACUAUGGUAAGCAAUAUCAGUGCCAGCUAUGACUAUGCAAGGAGUGGGUGGUGACAGUAAAAAAAAAUGAUGUAACCUAUUUGCUUAUUUCUCACAAGAAGUUGAUUUUCUUUUAAUAAGUUAAUAAAUUAGCUACUUAAAACACAAUAGUGAUUGGAUAAUUCUUGACAUGCUUUAUUUCAUACAGUUAUAAUUUGUUUUGUAUUAUAAAAUUGGGAAAAUAAAUUCCUAGUAUACAACUGAAAGCAGAAACUGUGGGGUACUUUGUUACUUUUGCUUUGCUACAGACAUGCAUGCUAUCUUACCAUAGCUCACAGAAUGGCAUGUUGGCACUGUUUUACUGUGUAUGUGAAUGACAAAAACUGUUACUCGUUGAAAUGUCUGGUCAAUAUAUUUCAGCUUCACGUUUUGUUACAUGUUUAACAUGGACAUAUUUUCUCUUUUUUUAAGAGGGGGAAAAUACUGCUUUGAAAUGUUACAUAUUUUCAGCCUAAAGUAGGGGCUGUGUUGUUGUUUUAACCAAAAUUCAAUAGAAAUAUAUUGUUCGAAGGGUGAAUAGAUUUUAUAUGCAGAAUAUGUACGUGUGCACUGCAAAAGCUUUGUAAUAUUACUUUUAUGAUUUUGGGUAAAAUUGAUGGAUGAAGAAAGUGUUGAACUAAAAGCAAACUGUUAACUUGUGUUUGUAACUUUUUGUUUCUAAAGGGACCUUUACAAAUUGAAUUUAAAAUAAACAUGCAUCUUGCAUUUUAGUUUAGUAUUUUUGUCCAGCGGCAAUACCUGUCUUCUGUUUGUCAUUUGGAUGCUAAAAGCAUUUCAGUAUGACAUGAGAUUAAGUGAAAUGUAUAGGUUACUCAUUUAGUUGUAAAACAUAUAGUUGCAAGAAGCCAUUUAUGGCCAGUGUCUUGUUUCUCCUCCAUGAAUUCUUUUCUCUUUUGCAAAUGUUGAAUUUAUAUCUUGGCAUUCCUGCAUUUAUUCACAUUGAUAGGUGAUAACUUUUUUUAAGUAGCUUAUAUCUGGCUCCAUGGUUCCAGCUCAAGGUUUACUGUCUCUAGCAAUUAGGAUCAAAGUUAUUAGAGCACAUGGAUGCAAUUAAUCAAAUUCAGCAUUUAUUAAGGGAAGAAAGUUUUUUUAAAAAACUACAAAAUCCCCUGUUCUGAAAUGAAAUGCUGCACAGCACAGUAAGGGACAAAGCUGAAAUAAAAAAAUAUUGUGACAAUGUUGAACCAAAGAGGGUCUUAAUGUAGAUCACUAGCAAAAUGUCAUCCUGUAUACUUUUGACUGAAAACAUGCAUACACAUAUGCACACACAAUCUGAGAAAGACCUAAAAGCUAUUUGGGUAAUAAAUAUCUUUGGUAUUCAGUACUAUUAUUAAAAUUGCUGUUGUGAAUUAUUGAAAAACAAAUAAGCUUCCAACUUCAAUAUAGUGAAGAAUAUCUUGAAUUGUAUUGUUUUCCUGAGAAUAAAAAGGA
This is a messenger RNA of Rhineura floridana, 3225 nucleotides long. It is a transcript of the gene ANKRD10, whose product is annotated as ankyrin repeat domain 10. NCBI's taxonomy places the organism in Eukaryota, Metazoa, Chordata, Lepidosauria, Squamata, Rhineuridae. Gene Ontology annotation, molecular function: protein binding. The record is from RefSeq and is a predicted model, not a curated record. Bases 163 to 1392 code for a protein of 409 amino acids. The transcript has 6 exons.